Messenger RNA from Seriola dumerili (greater amberjack), 1135 nucleotides. RefSeq lists its product as uncharacterized. Lineage: Eukaryota; Metazoa; Chordata; Actinopteri; Carangiformes; Carangidae. The transcript is spliced from 6 exons. The record is from RefSeq and is a predicted model, not a curated record. The coding region runs from base 26 to 1135 and encodes 369 amino acids.
AUACAAGGAUGGCAGCAAGUAUGUCAUGACCGAGAUCUCUGUAGAUGGACAUCGUGUAACAUACAACAUGUCUGACAAAAAUCAACCCACUCUAACAAUCAAAGAUCUGAGAGAGGGCGAUGCAAAGUUUUACUGCUGCAGUGAGAAUACAAAAAACAACUCAAAUAACUGCUGGCUAAAUAAAAUCAACCUCCAACUUGCAGAUUUGCAGGUAAAGGUGAUUCCUACCACAGAGGAAACGUCAGUGACACUGAUGUGUAGCACCAGCUGUGUUCAGACUAAAAACCCUGCAGGCUACAUCUGGUACAAGAACAGAAAGUUUUUCUAUCAGGACUGGUCUCCCUGGUACCAAGAGCUGGUCAGCAGUGAAGAAGCAGUCAGAUACUCCUGUGCUAUCAAAGGCUACGAGGAACACAGAGCCCCUGAAGUCUCUGUGGAUUCUGUCACACCAGCCUGCAUUAAUGUGACCUACGCUCAAGGGAGAAUGUGUUCUUACAAGCAGACAUCAGUGAAUGAGUCCUGCUCCCUCACAUAUCCCACAGAAGUACGUCUUCAGAGGAGUUCUAUGUCACAGCAUACCCUGACCUGUAACACCAGCUGUCCACUGACUGACCCUCAAACUGCCUAUAUGUGGUACCAGAACAGACAACUGUACAAAAACGCUAAGGGACAACAGUUUUCAGUUUCUGGCUCAGCUGACAGCUACUCCUGUGCUGUGGAAGGCUUUGAGGAUCUGCUGUCUCCUGAAGUCUGUCUUGAGGGUGAGAGCUGUUGGACUGUGAAUUAUGCCAUCAGGAGAAUCUGUGCUCUACAAGGCUCUUCAGUGAACAUUUCAAGCGAAUACUCACAUCCCUACGAGCAGCCGCUCAAGUACAAAUAUUGGUAUAAGAUAAAGAUAAAUGGUGAGAAGGAUACUGAAGAGCUGAUCACAGCUAAGGGUCGUAUGGAGUAUCAUGAAAACAGGAAGAAUCACCACAUGCUGAGAAUCAUAAACCUGAAGAAGAAUGACUCUGGCGAAUACAUAUUCAGAACCCUGACAAAUACAUCGAAAAUGCUUUAUUUUCCUGGAGUGACUCUGGUUGUCACAGCCUUUGGUUCAGCUUCACUCAAACUCAUGGACUUUUCAGGAACAUGA